This is a messenger RNA of Cryptotermes secundus, 4873 nucleotides long. RefSeq names its product cuticlin-1 (gene pio). NCBI's taxonomy places the organism in Eukaryota, Metazoa, Arthropoda, Insecta, Blattodea, Kalotermitidae. The transcript is spliced from 10 exons. The coding region runs from base 259 to 1464 and encodes 401 amino acids. The record is from RefSeq and is a predicted model, not a curated record.
GCGCGUCUGUGGCCGUGGCCCGUGGCGCUCUCCGCCAGUCGCGAUUCGACAACGAUGCGGGACGGAUGUGGCCGCUAGGAUUGUUGUUUGCGGGAGAGUUGGUGUCCUGAAACUGAGUGUGAGUUGUAGUGGGUUUCGAUUGCAUCUGACUGGAGCUUAUGAGACGCAGUACACAAGAGGAAGGAGGGAAAGAACUUGUUCACGCCGGUUGCAGAAAAUGCUGGCUAUUAAAUAAUUACGGUUAAUCUGUUUACAGAUAUGGAGACGAAACUGGCCAUGAUGUAUAUACUGGUGGCCGCCCUGCUGCCCGCUUUAAUCCGAACAGCUCAGAUACCACAACUCACCACGAGUGCGCCCGAGGCGGCACAGCAAGUGCGUAUAGACUGUAACAGUAACGAGAUCUGGGUUGCCGUGAAGAUGCGGUCCGGAGCCUUCAACGGGAUGAUCUACCCCAAAGGUCUCAGCAAAAACUCCAGCUGCAUGUCCGAGUUCAUACACCAACGUAGUCCCGUACGCUAUCGCCUGCCUCUGAGAUCCUGCAACACCAUGAGCACCGACCUUUCUGAUGGGGGCAUUGAAUACUUCAACACAAUUGUGGUACAGCCCCACCUUAAACUGGUGACAAACCAGGGCCGUGGUUUCCACAUCCGCUGUCGUUACACCACUAAAGACAAGACCAUCACUAACAACGUUAAUGUCAGUAUGAUGGAUGCAACACCACUGACAGCAACAGCGCCCAUGCCUGGUUGCACCAUGAAGAUCUUCUAUGGAGAUCCAUCAUUGCAUGAGGUAGCAGAGAAUGUGAAAAUUGGUGACCCCUUGACACUUGUCAUCUCCAUCGACCAGCAAGAUGUGUAUGGGCUACGGAUAUCAGACUGUCUUGUGAGGGAUGGUCUUGGCUGGGGUGAACAAAGGCUCAUUGAUGAUGAGGGGUGUCCAAUAGAUGGAGAGAUCAUGGGCCAGUUCCAGUACAAUCCAAGCAAGACAACAGCAUUUGUCCAUUUCCAGGCACACAAGUUCCCAUAUACAGCAUCUGUAUACUACCAGUGCAAUGUACGGCUGUGCAUUAAAGCAGACCAUGGCUGUGAUGAUGUGCCCCCAUCUUGCGGGAAGAAUGCAGUGGGACGCCAGCGUCGUGACACUGAUGGAGACAAGGAUGGAGGCACCCCAGCCACUAUUGAGGUGUACAGUGGUCUAUAUGUCAAUGAAGCCACAGAUAUCAAGGGAGAUAUUAAUGAUGACAUUGCCAGAGAAAAGACGCCUGAGGAUCCAAACAGCAUUUGCAUCUCACAACGCAACUUUGCCAUUGGUAUCGCAAUUGCUGGCCUGGUACUCAUGCUGGCUGUAAUUGCAGCCAUCUUGAUUCUACUGGCACGCCGCCGACACAGAAAAGAUGCAUCCAACACUGGUAGCUCCAUCUACAGUGGUCCCUAUACCAACACUGCAUACAGUCACAGCAGCUAAGUUAGUUGCUGGUUGGUACCAUAUGGCAGAGAACUGAUAAAGCAAAAUGCAUCCAGGUGUUUGAAAGUCAAUCUCACUUUCACAUUCCUGCAGGCAACUUCGCCCUUGCACGCUUCUCCUUAUGCAGGAGGGUGGAUGCAAUGGCUUGCUACGACUGAUCUUAUGUUAUGGCAGCACCACUAGGGUGGUGGCUUAUGUCUUUCAAUACUGAAUCUUGCCCACAAAAAUGUGACACUCACAGAUCUGCAGGAGCUUGCAUUGAACUCUUGUUUUCUUCUCCAGUCAUUUGCAACAUAUUGUUGAAGUUAUUGUGCACAUGAUUUGGACAGCUUGCCAGGCUGUCCAGGCAUAACAAUACGAACUGUGCCAUACUGAUGAAGUGUCAUCAUGUAGUCUUCCACUGUCAUUGUUAUAUGUUGCUAACAUAUUUAAUGCAUGUAUAUUUUUAUACUUUUAAUUUAAUCAUUAACUGAUGACAUUUGACAACACAUCUGUUGGCAACUGUUAUCAAGGGAUUAGCAAAUGUUCACACAACUCAUGGGUCCUUCCUGUUUUCAAAUGAACAUGAACUACUCAAGUUUGACAUGAUGUCAGUCCCUGAAAAAUCAAAUUAACACAUAAAUUUGCCCCACCACACAGCAGCUUAAACAUUAUCUUUGGGCUCAAUCUGAGAAACCUGGAGAUACACAGACUUCUCAGGAUGAGGGGUUUUGAUUUAUUAACUUGUGUAUAGUUCCAUAUCAGAACUUUCCAGUAAACUUUAACAUGGGUUAACAUAUUACAAUUGCAUGAUUAUAUGUCAUAAAGACCUACAAUAAUAAAAUCUGCGGGCACUACAAUCCAUAAUGAACCUUGGCCUGUCUUACAGUUUCUUAAUCACAUACAGUUGGUAGCAAUUCUUGGGCAAAGAUCUGCCCUGUGCAAGGCUGCUACCUAUAAAGGACAAAACAUCCAUACCUCAAGUGAGAUUCAAACCCAUGACCCCAGUGUUUGAGUGGGCAAAGAAAGUUUAUGCCUUAGACCACACAGCCACUGUGGUCAGCCAUGAAGACCUAAAAUGAUUUGUUUAACUUCAUUCACCAGUGGACACUCAAAGGAAUGAAGUGUCAAUUGUUUUUGAUGUGUGUAGUCAAUAAAGUUGUCUGGUUAUAUGACAGCUAACAUACUCUAAACUGGAUUUCCCUAGUUCUUCUUCUAGCAUGAAUUGGAUUCUUCCAGUUGCUAAGCCAACCAUUCAGUUCCAGUAAUGAAUACCUCAGUACCGCUAGUAAGUAGGUAAUGGUUUGUUUUGUCUUAAUUCUUGCUGUGUGGAAAUGGGAGCAAGUUAAUGUAAUAUAGGGUUGGUGGUGGAUAUGUAUCAGUGCAGCCACUUCUCCUCUGUCCAUAGAGAGAACUUCUGUAAUCAUAUGUCAACAGAAUAUGCUUCCAGAGUGCCUGCUUGAAGUAGAAUUGUGUGCCUACUUUAGAUGCAGAAACUCACUGGAAUACACAGGCCACUUGUUCACUAUAUUUUAGGGGCUUUCACUCUAGCAGGUGUCUACAGUAACAAUUUUAACUCAAUUUUAACUUAAUUAAGCACCAUGCCAUGAAGAUGUAUGGGACAGUGGGGGUACAGUUGUGUGCAUGUUUAAUAUUGGCACUGGUGUUGCAUGGUGAGAUUUAAUUUCCCCCUGAAAAAAGUUUUUGGUACCCAUGGGACUGGAUGCUGGGUAGACCCAGAACUAGUCUGAUGUGAUGAUGAAAAGAGAAAUCUAGCCUACCCUUGGAAUUGUCUCUUCUUGAAUCAGAAUAAUUUUAAUUUGAAAGAGCACGUCUAGGAGCUGAUUACAUGUGUGGCCCCUCCUGCUUAUCACUAUUCUAUACAUAUUUAUCCAUUUGAGCGAAAGUUGAUUUCACAGUGAUAUGCUUCAAGCAAAGAAUAUGAAGGUUGUGAUGAUGGAAAAGUAGGCACUCUGUAUCACCAUCUCCCAAAAUGUGGUAUGACCCUCCCAACACUGGGAAGGUAAAUCAACUGCAAAUACUUGACAUUUCACUCUCAGAGCAGAGCAACAUUUAUUUAUAAAAAUGUUAGUGACUUUAUUCAUGCCAAUGCUCUCAUCAAGAGCUCCAAGUUACAAUCAGAUAAUGGUCUAAAACAUAUACUCUUUUAAUUGUUUUAGAAUUUUGGUUGGAAAAAUGGUAACUUUGUGGUGGGGGAAGAGGCUUCUACAUUAAAGCACAGUUUGAAUAUUAGCAUUACUAGUAGUUAAUACUAGUCUUUUACUUCCAUUAAGCAGCUCAAACCACUGUAACGGCAGGUAGCAGCAUCGAUUAAUUUUGUAAGUCACUCAGAGGAGCAUCAUCAGGCUUUUUCCUUGCCAACACAUCAUCCUCCUAUUAUAUUAAUUGCUGCUUGGAAAGUAACAUGUGUUACAUGGUACAGGAUACUGAUUAUGUUCCCACUUCUGAUAUAACUUUGUGUCAUUUUCCCUGCUUCAUAUUAAGUUAUGUUACAGCAAGUAAUAACAUAAUAUUCUCAUGGGUUCCAUAAAUAUUUGAACUUUUAAUGGUAUAUUGACAAAUGUGAUUAUAUCUCAAGCAACUGCUCUGUCAUCUGAUGUAGCCCUUUUUUUCUUUAUUUGUAGUUUAACAGUGCUGUCUGUAAGAAAGACUAUAUAGUGUCAGGAUGCAGCCCACAUUUUAGCAUUAAUCUUACUAAUGUUUUGGGGAUUAUUUUAGUUGGAAGGGUUCAGCACAGCUUGUUGAAAUAUCCAACAGAUUACAUACAGACCCAAACAACAUGAACCUUGCUGAAUUACGGAACACAUUGACACAGUUUCCCCACUCCUUGUUGACUGCCUGAUUGUGGUGGUCUUACUGCAUGCCUCUGAUUUACAGUCCCAUUGAAAUGUUGACAGCUCAGUAGGCUUUAUCAUAAAAAAGAAAAAAUAAAACUUUUAAUGGGGCUCUGGAUCUUUGCCAUGAGAGAAAGGUAUUGUUGUACAUAGUUUUCAUUGUCACAGCAGUAGAUAGCAUUGUGUAAUCAUCUGUAGUUUAGACAUAACAUACCAUACUACUCAGUGAGCAACUGUUCAAGAAAAAGUUUCCAGUAUGUCCUGUAUAUUCUGGUAUUAGCAUUAACUGCAUGAGUAAAAGUCAAGAAAUGACUUACAGAAGGCAGCUAGCAUCAUUUGCGAGCAUUGCAAUUUGAAUGUUCUGUGUGUCUAGAGGAUUUUAUAACUGAUGCUUACUGCCAAGUGGUGGGUAAAUGGGCCAGAAAUCUGGUCAACUAAAAUGCAAAAUCUUGUUCCUUAGAAAUUACAAGGAGACUACCUAUGGAUGUUUCCUGAGAAGUUAAUACUGAAUGGAUAUGAAUUGUAGUGACAAAAUGUUGACUAAUUGAACAAUAAUAAACUGGUGCUUAAUAAUA